UAAGUGGCAUAUCUUCAGUUCCUGUUCUUUAGUUAGUGUUUGUUUGGCUUCAACUUCUGCUCCCGUAGCCUAAUCAUGUCUUUCAAUUUCAAUGGCACCUGGAAACACACCAGCAAUGACAACUUUGACAAUUACAUGAAGGCAUUGGGGCUGGACUUUGCUACAUGCAAUAUAGGAAACCAUGCGAAGCCACUGAAGAUAAUUACACAGAACAAUGACUCAUUUACCAUCCACACCAUUAAUGCUUUCCAAGAGGACUUUGUCCAGUUCAGAAUUGGAGAAUGGUUUGAAGAAGAUAAUAAAAGCCUGGACAAUAGAAAAUGCAGGAGUUUGGUUACCUGGAACAAUAACAAGCUUGUCUGCAGACAGACUGGAGAGAAGAGCAAUCAGGGCUGGACUCACUGGAUUGAAGGAAAUAAUCUCUACCUGGAGCUCCGCUGUGAGGACCAGGUUUGUAAACAGGUUUACAGGAGAGCAUGAUUUCUGAUCUGCACUGAUAGCCAAGUUCAACUCUGAAUAUGUAACUCAACGAACCAUGAUAUUUAACUGUACAUGAGGUAUAGAACACACCAGAGUUCAAAACUGCCUGACAGGGAUGUUGGUUUUCUUUCACUCCUAACACCUGUUGUACUUGAUCCAUUCGUAGCAUACAUGUAUCCAAAGAAGUUGACUUGCUGUUAC
Messenger RNA from Gavialis gangeticus (Gharial), 681 nucleotides. It is a transcript of the gene RBP7, whose product is annotated as retinol binding protein 7. Lineage: Eukaryota; Metazoa; Chordata; Crocodylia; Gavialidae. Gene Ontology annotation, cellular component: nucleus; cytosol. Bases 76 to 480 code for a protein of 134 amino acids. The transcript is spliced from 5 exons. The record is from RefSeq and is a predicted model, not a curated record. Gene Ontology annotation, molecular function: fatty acid binding. Gene Ontology annotation, biological process: fatty acid transport.